AUGCUGCGGGAAGUUGCACUCCUCGUCGAAUCCGAUUUUAUGAACAAAGUGAUCGGAUUGAUUUGCGUGGCACCCGUUCAGUCCAUUGUGUGCUGGCUCCGUUUGAUCGCUCUGUUGCAUCAGUUCUUGAGCAGUUUGAACAGUUUGCAUGAACCGUUGAAUCGAUUGGAUCGAUUACGUGAAUACGUGGAAAGUGGUGGCUGUGAUACCGACAAGCCGUCUACUCUUCCAACGUCAUCGGGAGAUUUUGAUCACCAGAUGCCGGCUGGAUCGAAGCCUACAACACGCUUGAUACGCACCAUGUUAAUGCACUUGUUGUUUGCAAUCAAAAGCACGCGGCAUUUGGAACAGUUAAUCGAACAAGAUGAUGAUUACAAGGCCGAUAUCUCGCGAGACGACUGGUUACCCAUCUUCGAUCGUUUAAGAUGCCAGGUAGAUGUUUGUGGUGAUACCCUAGAAGAACUUCGAAGAAUGUUUUGGCCUGAUACUGCGACUGGGGAUGAUGUGGCAUCCGACAAAGGAACAGAUCAACGGGACAAUUUCGUGUUCCAAAGUUUGGAAAACGCCACUUCGCGUACAGCACUGAAGGCUCAAGACGUCGACCCCGAAGAUGAUGUCUUGGAGGAUAUCGCGGUCGGCGAGGACUCGAAUGAUGAGGGUGAGGUGAAACCGACGGACGAUCUGGACGAUGAUGUGGCAAGUUCGCGUUACUCGAUGCUCGCACAUUUUUCUUUCUCAUUCGCAUAUUAUGUGGCAUUUCAAUCGUAA
Echinostoma caproni is the source of this 768-nucleotide messenger RNA. NCBI's taxonomy places the organism in Eukaryota, Metazoa, Platyhelminthes, Trematoda, Plagiorchiida, Echinostomatidae. The record is from the annotation of a GenBank genome assembly.